GCAGCAGCAGCAGCAGCCGCCCUCCCCCUCUGCAGCCUCUCCAGCAGUAUGCCCGACAUGCAAACGGAAGCAGGCGCUACCAUUUUGAAACGCAGCACCGCCUAGCGCCAUGGACAAGAGCAACACAGUGAAGCUCUUCGUGGGCAACCUGGCGUUGGACACCACCCAGGAGGAGCUGUCAGCCAUUUUCGAACCCUACGGCCAGGUGGUCAGCUGCAGCGUGCUGCGGCAGUUUGCCUUCGUCCACCUGCAGGGUGAGGGUGCCGCCGAGCGCGCCAUCCGGGAGCUCAAUGGACGGGAGUUUCGUGGACGAAAUUUGGUGGUGGAGGAGUCGAGGGGAAGGCCAUUGCACUCCACCAAGGUGUUUGUGGGUAAUCUGAGUGGAAUGUGCACCACUGAAGACCUGCAACAGCUGUUCCAGACAUUUGGAAAAGUUCUUGAAUGUGACAAAGUCAAAGCCAGGCAUUCCUCUUCUGCAGGCUAUGCCUUUGUCCACAUGGAAAACAAGGAAGAUGCACUCCAGGCCAUCGAGGCCCUGCACGGCACCUCGUUUAAAGGCCGCCCCCUGUCUGUAGAGCUGUCCAAGGUCCAGCCCAGCAAGCAGGCACCUACAGGAAAAAUCCCCUGUGUUAACUGUGGAAAGCAGGGCCACUAUGCUGGAGAAUGCCCCGUGGGGAAGCCUUCUCUGGAGCAGUACCAGAGUCAAGCAGCGGUUCUGGCUGCUGCCGCUGCUGCCGCCGCCGGCCUGCCACUACAGGUCCAGCAAAGUGUGCACAACUCUGUCUACAACACCUCCACCUUUGACCCGACAUAUGCUGCUCUCACUGGGAUCACUACAGGCACACGCACUGAUGGAAAUCCGGUCAAUCCAGCUGUUUAUGGUGCCCUUGCCAGCCAGGUGUAUGGUGCCAAUGUUGCCAAUCAGCUUUAUGGAACGAUGGCCAAUCAGGCAGCUCUUACAUCAGGUGCCACACACCAAAUGUACAGCUCUAUGACCCCUAACAUCUACGGCCAGAUGGCUGCAACUCCGGCCGCUGCAGCUGCUGCCGCUGCUGCCUACGCGACUCCGGUUUACACCCCAACUAUGGCCAACCCCCCUGUCUAUCUGACUGCUGCACAUGGAUUAGAAAUGCAAACAGCAGCGGCCGCAGUCAACCCUGCCUACACAGUAGCUCAAGCAAUUUAUGGUGCGGCCACACCAGCCUACGCUCAUAUAAGCGCCAUGGGAGCAGCGGACCAUACUGCAGCCAUCUUUGAGGCAGCCAGGCAGGCACAUUACUUUGCCCAGGGCCAGCAGGUUGUGGCUGAGCAGCACUCAGCGGCUGCUGCUGCCGCGGCUGCUGUGGCAAAAUCUGGUGAGAGGGACCGCAGUCCCCUACGGAGGUCGCUACCUCUCUUACCAGACCCAGUGAUGAAGCCGUUCAUGUACCAGAGAGCCAAACCACGCCGACCCCUGCUCCCCACACCAGCUGGCCGAGCAGCAGAAGAGGCAGCAGAGGCUGCAGAGGACCCCAUGGCCAGGUACUAUGCAGAGUACUACCAGCAGCUGCAGCAGUACCCCCAAUUCCAGUAUGCCUACCCACCACCAAGCACAGUGACAGCCAUCCCUGGAAUGCCGGGAGUGUCUGCAGUCCCUACAGUAUCCGCGAUGUCUGCCCAGUCAGUCGCCACGCUGGACGCCCUCAGGCCAGUGGUCCCCACCGCUGCGGCAGUGGCAGCCGCCAUGGCUGCGCCCAGGGUGUAUGAGCCGCCGUUGCCGCCGCCCACGCGCAAGGAGGCCAUCCUCCGCCGCCCCGAACUCUCCCUUCACACGCCUGAGCCCCCAUUCCGAUAGUCGCACACAACUCUCUGCCCCUACCCUUUCCUCUUUGCCCUGAACCCCCCCACACCCCUGUCUCCUUUUCCACCCCAAACCUUGACCACCUUACAGCAGCUGUAUGUGAGUGUGUGUGCAUCUGGGGGCUCUUAAGUGUGUGGGGUGGGGUUUGAAACUGGGGGGCUCCUUGGUUUAUUAACCUGCUUUACGAGGAUCAGCUGACCUUGGUCCUGUUUGUGCGCACACACAGUGCAGCCAUGAAAGGGAGGCUCCCAUCUGUUGCACGGGCAUUCUUUGUGCUUCUCAGUUUUACUUUUAAUUGUGCCAGUCUCACACUUGUGCCAGUAUUAGACUGACCCAGUCAGUCGUUUCAUAUGCCUUUAUUUCCGCAACCCAGUUAUGAUUUUCUACGGCCAAAUCUACGAUAAGACAUUGGUUUAUGAACCAGUCAUCAGCCAUCCUCCUUAGGCCUAGAUGAUCAGUUAGGGCAGCUAAUUUGAAACCUUUUUUGCCUUAUGUUGAAGAGUUUGAUUUGUAAUGUAAUCAGAUGGGAAGUCAGAUAGACACACAUUGUGUACUGGCUGCAUUGCACUGUGUCCAACAGUACCAAGGUUGACGUGUUUUAGGGGGUGUUUGUCUUGAAUGUGAUGUGGAUGUAGUAUGUGUGAAAGAGAGAGAGAUGUAUAUGAUGGCUCCUGACCAUGCAGCGCACAAACGCAGCAGCAGACUGCACCUUGCAGAAAGAAAAAAAAAAAAAACGUAAAGCACACAUAAUACGUACUGUAAUGUAUGUUUGGAUCUCUCCUUGACCCUCUUUCCCCCACCUGUACUCUAACUAACACUGGAAGACACUGCUUCACCUCUCUUUCUCUUUCUAACUACAGCUGCCUACCUCUUACUGUAAAUUUCAGUGUAGAGUCUAUUCUAUUAUACCAUAUUCCACACUUUUCACCCGGUCAGCAGUUAAUUUCCUGCUCCUCGUAAAAGGUACAGGGUCAGCAGUUUAGGGAGGGAGGAGCCGGUUUUUAGUGACAAUGACUUUUGUAGAUAUUCUGUCCUCAUACAUGUUCAGAGGCCUUUUUUUAAAAAUAGUGUUUUGUUUGUUUACGUGUAACACAAGUCAUCCUGGGAUGUAAUGAAUUGUAAAUCGAAAAAAACCCAUGUGUGACUACUGAAUGAGCUGUUUACAAAGGAUAUUUACACAUCAUCCUAUUGGGAAUCAUAUGUGACAAGCUCAAUUAUGUGCCUAUAAGCUUUGAGUGAAGUGCAUUAAGAGGAGGGACCCCCCCCAUUUUAAGUGCUUAUGACUUUUUAAUAAUUUCAACGGGGGGUAACAGGAGCCCUCCUGAGCUUAGUAUCCAGAAGGCGAGCAGUGAAGCUUUCUCGUGGACUUGUGUUAGAUUUGUUUCAUAUCAUAGGGUUUUUAAAAAGCCACAAACUGAGCCUGACAGGUUCAUAUUUAGCUGCUGGUUUUAAGCAGGAAUGAUAGUGAUAGCACCAAUGAAGUGAGAGAUGGGGCAGUGACUUCCAGUUGCCCCAGCUAUCCUACUUUUUUUCCAAAUACCAGACCUGCUUCAGAUUGUAAUUGCAAAAAAAAAGUUUAGUGUCUGUUUUUAUUCCAGUUAUUGGAUCUGAUAGGUGGGGUUUGCUACAUCAGGAAUAACAAAAGCUUGACUUUCAAGGACAGGUACCUUUUUUAUUUAAUUUUUUUUAUUCAUGAACUUGUCCUGAAUGGCAAAUCCCACCCAUUUGGUUCUGCAAUCACUUAAAACAAUCACUUGGGAGUUUUUUGCAACUACUAUCUGACAGCAGUCUGAUGCACACACAGACAUGCCCUCUGAAAUCACCUUACUGCCUCGCUGUCCCCCCCCCCCUCUCUCCCCUGUGUGGUUUUUAGUGGUUAAGUGACUUUUGCAUCUCACAGUGUAAUCUUUCUGUGUUGUAUAUACAAACACAUACCAGUUGCAUCCUUUGUAGAAUUAUGUGGUUUGCGAAAUGUCUUGUUUGCCAUGUUUGAGACGUUAUUUUUUAGAGAGGUAUUUUAAUUUUUGCCUUUUUUUUUUUUUAGGAAAAGACAAAAAAAAUCAAAAAACAAAAUCAGCAUGCUUUUUAAUUGAAAAAUAUGUAUACUAUAAUCAUUAUUAUAAUAAAGAAUGUUUGGCUUACUACUGUGGUAAAAGAAAGCAAAGGGUUUGGACAUUUCCCCUUCUUGUUUAUGUUGUUCUUCUCCACUAUCUGUUUCUCUUGUGUAAAAUGACCACCAGACCCAUUUGACUGGGGACCCAGUGGGAGACAGGUGUAGAUGCUGGCCCAGCUUUGCUCUCUUUGGUCAGGGUAAGUGCGGGUUGGUGCUCCUUUCUCUCUCCAGCCUCUCAAACUGGGUGCAAACCAAAAUUUCUGUGAAGUGGUUUGCACUUGACCAAAUGCACUUCAGUAUUUCAUUUUGGCAAGAAAGGCUUGGUAUGGUCUUUGUAAAGUGAUUUUCCUGCAGAGAGGAUAUUAUACCCACUCUGAAAUCAUGUUGAGAGCUGGGGAGAGGCACACAGAUAGAAUGGCCUGGGUGCAUUUUGAUCUGUGGAGCAGUCCUGUUCCUGGGGUUGAUGGGUGUGCGUCUGGUCUGGUCUCUUCCUGCUGCACCAAAUUCUCCCCCUCCGUGUGUCUCUGUGUCCACUCUACUCUCAGACCUGCAUGUGUGAUAAUCUGUAACUCUGCCGCAAAAAAAAAAGCCCCGCGACAGUCCAGCUCUGAACUAACUAUCUCAACUGAAUUAGGUCACCGUGCCACCUGGAACGGCCAGCGUGCAGCCGUGCGUGAGCGUGGCGGCGUGAGCCAUGGGGACAACUUUUAAGCGCGAUGCCACCGCAGUUGGGACUUGUUCUCUCUCUCUUCACCACCAAGGUAAAUAAAAAAAAAUAAAAAAAUAAAAAACCGAAGCAAAAGCACUGACCUCUCCUCUCCCCACCUGCCGCCCCUCCUUUGACUGUGCCUUGACCAAACACCCCCCCCCCCAUCACCACCUGUCCCCCUCUCCAACCCCGUAACUCCUCCUCAGCUGCAAUGGCAGUGCAAUCGGUGGGGGGGGGGCGGUGGUGUGGGGCUAAGACCCCUUCCACAAGACUCAAGAGUCCUGUCUCGCAUCAGCAUAUAAGGCGACUGACUGUGCCCUCUGUGUCCUUCGUGUGUGUGUGUGUGUGUGAGUGAAAGAGAGGAUGAGUGAGUGAAUAACAGAGAGAGAGUAUGGAUGUCUAAAGAUCUUUUUGGGUGGUGUUUUAUUGAUUGGUGAGGCUUGGCACAUGCGGACACACCCUUUCCCUUCCCGCUAGUCAACUCCUCUCCACCGCCGUAUUCGCCGCCCUUACCCCCACCACUGCCCCCCACCCUCUCUUCCUCCCCCUCCCUCUUUCCUCGUCCUCAACCCCACCCUACUGUCCCUAUGCGCCUCUCCUCCGCCGUUCACACAUACACAGCGCUUUUUUAUUCCGCCGCCACCGCCGUCGCCACCUUGGAUCUGGGUUCGUGGCUCUGGCUCGGACUCAACUUCCCAGAACCACCCACCUGACCUUACCUCCCCAUCCUCCUUACCAUAGAGGCCUGGGCGUGCCAAUGGACAGUGUAUGUGUGGUGGCCUGCCACCGGAACAUGACACAGAGAGACUUCAAUGUUGGACAAGCCGCUUUGCUAAAACUGUUGAAUGCUGGGUUUGCUCCACAUGGCUGUGGAAGGGAUCUUAACUCCUGUUUCCCCAAACUAACUUAGCUCCAUUACAUCUUAAGUGACAAAUCACCUCAAACUAUGGAACCUCAAACAAUUCUUACCUUUAGGUCCCUCACAGCCUGUGUGCCAAUCAGAAACGUCCUAUAAGAUAGGCCUAGGUAUGAGGCCAGUCUGACCUGUAGAUUCUCAUCAAUCUCAGGGUUCCUAUAGGACUUUUCUGGCAUGGCAGCUCUAUUUCUGUAAUACUGUGAUCAGCUGGACUGGCUGGAUAUGCGCUCUUAAGUGACUUGUAUGUGUUUUUACCUGUAAAGAGUGUCCAUGUGCCGAGAUAGAGAGCUUAACCCUCACACAUGAUCCCACACUUGUGGACGUUUAGUAUGUCAAAUGAGUUGUCUGGCAUUUGCUCUGACAGCUGCAAGAUGGAGUCGAGACAAAGAGGGCGUUGCCUUCUGUCUGCCUAGCAAACAAAGGAAAGGGAAGGCGAAGGAGUGGAAUGAAUAGUUGAUUAUAAGGUGAGUUGGUAGUGGAAGGAUCCUCUUUCCGAAGCUGCUCCCUAACCUCACCUUCCUGAUCUUGUAGGACCCUGUUGUUGCCUGUCAUAGUAUAUACAGUAUCUCACGAAAGUGAGUACACUCCAGACAUUUUUGUAAAUAUUUGAUUAUAUCUUUUCAUGUGACAACACUGAAGAAAUGGCACUUCGGUACAAUGUAAUGUAGUGAGUGUACAGCUUGUAUAACAGUGUAAAUUUGCUGUCCCCUCAAAAUAACACAUCACACAGCCAGUGUCACAUGAAAAGAUAUAAUCAAAUAUUUAUAAAAAUGUGAGGGGUGUACUCACUUUUGUGAGAUACUGUAUAUACUGGCCAUAAUCUUAUUCUAAAAGGGGCCAUCUUUACACUGGAGAUUUAAUUAUCCGUAGUGUAUCCUGAUAAUGCAGCUUUGACUCUCAGGAGUCAAUUUCUGAGUUUACUAGUGCAGAAUUCCACGAAAACUGAUGUUGCAUUUCCAGACACUGUGUGUUCCCGAGAUAAAUGAAAAUGUAAUCCCUUCAAAUAACUGUACACGUAGUCAGGAAAAACAAUGCAACAACAAGUCAAUUUCAUUAGAAUUACCCUGAAAAAAAUGCAGCUUUCGAAUGAGUAGAUCAAGGGCUGGCGCUCUUCCCCCGGCCUCCAUGAUCAGGGCGUGUGGUGCUCCAAUUUUUUAUCCUCCACUUUCCCAGCUCCUCACUAAAGGCUUCUUUGGGUGCUUGCGAGUCUGGGCUUCCCGUGCUUGGGUGAAUGCAGCCAUGCAUCUUUAACCCCACCCUGCUCUGAAUUUACAGUCACGCUGUACUGACAGCCAAAGCUCACUGCAGCCUCCUCCCAACCCCCCCCCCCCCCCCCCCCCCCCCCGCCUUCUGUGGUUUGGACGGCUGAAGAACUAUAAUCCAGAUGCUCUGUGUGCACUGUGUUGUGUUGUUUUGAUGGGAUCCUACAGGUUACAUCUGUUCUCCUGCAGCAGGUUUUCAGCUGAGCAUGUGCAAGUGUGUGUGCGCGUGUGCAUCUGGAACACAUUCCGGUUUGUUUGAGCCCAUUGACCGUAUUGCCUUUUUGAGUUUGUUCACAUUCAGUAACCUUGACUAUUCUCUGUGCUCCUCUAGCACAGAUGUGGAUUACAUAUCAGACUCAACUGCUGCUCAUUUGUUCUUCAGAUAAAGAUGCUAGGGUCAUACCUCAGCCCUUACCUCAUCUACAGGUAAUGGACACAACAUGAACACCAGCAGAAUCUAAUGUAGUUCAAUACAAUAUCCCUACAUUUAUUAAGAAACAAUGUUUAGUAUCUGUUGAGAAUUGGUGGUAUAAUAAUGAUUCAUUCUUAAUGCUGCAGGGUGUCUUGGCGUGCAUUACAUUGUAAGGUGUUCAUUUUAUUUCGUCCAUUUCCUGUCAGUCUUUUUCCGUGGUCCAAGUUCAUAUUGAAACUCACAUAGUUUCAUGAUGUUUACAGUCAUCAACCCUUUCCGAUUCCCUCAGCUCAGUAGUAGCACGGUAAUGUACCCAAUGGUAACCCCAAAUAGUCGCACAGUAGCUAAGCUUCUUCAAGUAGGUUAAUGGACCAAGCCCAGUGUAGUUACAUGUCAAUGUCUGAUUAAUUAGAAUAUAAAUCAUUCUAGUUUCCAAAGAUACAUCAGGGAUGACGGAAUAAUGUGUCACCUCGAGAGGAUAGCAAUCUGGAUCUGCUCAUUUCAAGGAAAUUUGUUCCAGCACAAAUUCAAAUGGGAUGGGGGGGGGGGGGUGAUGAAUGUCAUAUGAAAUCGUUGAAUCAACCUGUUUACUGUGAAUGAUGACAAAUACUGAUAUAAACAUUAAUUAUACUGUAAGGUUGUGUAUGCAUAUAGAUGCCUUUUUAAUCUGUAUUUCUGAAUACGUUCUGAGGCAUUUUUCAGUCUGCAUGCAAAUCAUGAAUAAAUUUAUUUUUUUCUUGUAAAA
Messenger RNA from Micropterus salmoides (largemouth bass), 7997 nucleotides. RefSeq names its product RNA binding motif protein 14b (gene rbm14b). The transcript has 4 exons. NCBI's taxonomy places the organism in Eukaryota, Metazoa, Chordata, Actinopteri, Centrarchiformes, Centrarchidae. Gene Ontology annotation, molecular function: zinc ion binding; mRNA binding. Gene Ontology annotation, cellular component: cytosol. Bases 110 to 1834 code for a protein of 574 amino acids. The record is from RefSeq and is a predicted model, not a curated record.